This is a messenger RNA of Lindgomyces ingoldianus, 951 nucleotides long. RefSeq lists its product as uncharacterized. The record is from RefSeq and is a predicted model, not a curated record. The transcript has 2 exons. Bases 1 to 951 code for a protein of 316 amino acids. NCBI's taxonomy places the organism in Eukaryota, Fungi, Ascomycota, Dothideomycetes, Pleosporales, Lindgomycetaceae.
AUGCCAACCUCAAAACCUUUGCGAAUCGGCGUGAUUGGGCCCGCGGGGUUUGGAGGCUCGUAUCUCUGCGUCGAGCUCCUAAACCGCGGCCAUACUGUCAUCGGCAUAUCGCGGAGCCCGCAAAAGCUGGGAAAGCACGAACGCUACAUUCCAAGAUCAAUUGACAUUGACGACGUAUCGUCUUCAGAACUUGCGAAAGUUUUUGAGGGAGUUGAUGUUCUGGUCUCCGAAUACGGACCACAUACAGCGGGCGCCGAUGCUCUUCUUUACAUGCCUUUCAUCGAAACCGUCCGCAAAAUUAUCCUCGCCGUGAAACAAUCCACGGUGAAAUACUUCCUCUUCGUCGGAGGUGCAGGAUCGCUUCACGUGCCAGGGACUCACGAAUGCUGCGUCGACCACCCAGACUUCUUCAUGGCCUACCGAAAAGCAAUCGCUACGUCCGAAGCCCACAUCGCAUACAUGGAAGAACGACUAGGCAUCAUGGGCACAGCACUACGCGCAUAUCGAAACGCGCGAAUCGCGAAACGUGAAGGCCGUGCCACCGCCGACGACCAAAAGGCGAUUGAAGAGUACGAAACAGGGAUCAAGCGGAAAGAUCGAGCAACGGAUUUCAUCAAAGCAGGCCGCGCGGCGUACAUGUUCUUCGACGGAAAUACGAGUUUCAAGUGGUCGUUUGUGUCGCCUUCUGCGUUGUAUAGGCCUGGGAAGAGGACAGGGAAGUAUGAGAUUAGUGUGGAUGAUAUGGUCUUGGAAGGAGAGCAGGAGUCUGAAAAUAUCUUCGAGGGGAGGUUGACAGGGAUUACGGUUUCGGAUAUGGCGAUUGCAAUUGCGGAUGAGAUUGAGAGUGAGAGUUUGACAUAUAAGCAUUGGAGUGCGAUAGGGGAUAUUUCAGAGGAUAGACCAGCGCCGGCAUAUUUGACUUUAGAGGAUACUAAAGGGGGAAGCAAAUAA